Chondrus crispus (carragheen) is the source of this 582-nucleotide messenger RNA. RefSeq lists its product as hypothetical. The coding region runs from base 1 to 582 and encodes 193 amino acids. Lineage: Eukaryota; Rhodophyta; Florideophyceae; Gigartinales; Gigartinaceae. Gene Ontology annotation, molecular function: iron ion binding; oxidoreductase activity. The record is from RefSeq and is a predicted model, not a curated record. The transcript has a single exon.
AUGGUAAUUCUAGCAUCAACUCAAGCUGCAGCAAUGACGCAAGACGUGGUUGCAAAGGUGUUAGGGGUACCAAUGCACAAGGUUGUUUGCAAGGUAAAACGGAUAGGGGGAGGUUUUGGUGGAAAAGAAACACGCUCCCUCUUCAUAUCAGCAGCGGUUGCUGUUGCCGCGCAAGCAGUGCAAAGGCCAGUGCGUCUAAUCCUCGAUCGAGAUACAGAUAUGUUGAUAUCUGGGACGCGACACGCCUUUCUCGCACAUUACAAAGCUGCUUUCAAAUCCAACACAAUUCCAAAGCAGGUCUCUUCGGGUAAAAUGCAAUGCACUCCCUGGUUGGCCGUUUCCUUCGGACAGAACAGCUUCCAACCAACUAAAUUACGACAAUUGGAACAACGGAUCCCGUUUCACACGUACAACCUUGCGAGACAGUCUCCCUUUCUUCUCGAUCCUCCCUCCGCUGCUGCCACAAACCCUCACAAUGGCCUUCCUGUCCUCGUUCCGACCGCGCAGCCCCUUUCCCCUCGCGCCACCUGCCAUACACGCACGUCCUCCCGCCGACCACGCUCCGCGCCGCGUAUGGUCUAG